This is a messenger RNA of Dendroctonus ponderosae (mountain pine beetle), 537 nucleotides long. RefSeq lists its product as uncharacterized. The coding region runs from base 1 to 537 and encodes 178 amino acids. The record is from RefSeq and is a predicted model, not a curated record. NCBI's taxonomy places the organism in Eukaryota, Metazoa, Arthropoda, Insecta, Coleoptera, Curculionidae. The transcript has 6 exons.
AUGAAAAAUAUCAAUACCCAGACAGAAGUGAUUGCCACUUAUGAGUCCUCCAGGACAAGGCGCUCUUUGGUCGAAGGGAAUAUGCUCAAUAACGAUUCCAAUAAUGAUGAAGAAUAUGAAUCAAAUGGAUUUUAUGUUAGGGAAAAAACAACCAGCAAAGAAUCAGACUCGACUUGUUCAAGUAACGGUCUUGAGGAAAAUCCAGGUGUGAGCGACGACGCCUCUGUUGAAAAAUCGUCGUCUAAUGUCGAUUCAAUUAGCGAAAAUUAUGUAGCUGAAGUGGCCGUUAAUAUGGAUGAUGCCGAACCAACCGAAAACACAAACAAAGACGCACCGGAAGAAAAUCCAAAACUAGCGGUGUUGUCCAUUCAGGAAUCUGUAGUGGAAAAGGAUUAUGAUGAGCAAACCGCUAGCUCCAGUAACGAAAAUAUCGAAAGUAUCAUCAAUGAUGACAGUUUAAAUUUUCCGGAAACUAUCGAAAACAGUAAAUCAUCCGACUGCAAAGACGACCAGGAUCUUGCUCCCAAACCAUACUAG